This is a messenger RNA of Daucus carota subsp. sativus, 5805 nucleotides long. RefSeq lists its product as uncharacterized. Gene Ontology annotation, molecular function: RNA-DNA hybrid ribonuclease activity; nucleic acid binding. Lineage: Eukaryota; Viridiplantae; Streptophyta; Magnoliopsida; Apiales; Apiaceae. Gene Ontology annotation, biological process: DNA integration. The coding region runs from base 1 to 5805 and encodes 1934 amino acids. The transcript has a single exon. The record is from RefSeq and is a predicted model, not a curated record.
AUGGCUAGAGGAGAGGAAGAACGAAGGAAGAGCUCCAGAUCUGCUCCAAAAACAAAAUCAAUAAAAGCUAUUAGUUCGCCGGAAGUCGAGCUACCUAGCACCUUAAAGCCUAAAAAGCUGUUUGUCGAAGCCACGCCGCAAGGAUCUGUUGCUGCUCCGGCAUUUUCAGACCCUACGGGUGGUGGAAGAAGGCGCGGCCCCAAGAGGACCGUGGUAACACCACAAGGAAAGCACGUAUUAACUAGUGAUGCACGUCUUCAUCUGGAAAAGCUUAAGGCUCGGCGAUUGCGAGCUCAAGCUGGAAAAGCUUACGAGGUGGCUAAUCUCGAAGAUGAGCUUCUAGCUCUUGACACUAGGAGACGCAUGCUCGCUUCUCGAGUGCGUCAACAGAGGGAGAUUGCACGCCUGGAGGCGGAGAUGGGGACUGCCUCCCAGGAGUAUCAAACAAGAGAUGAUGAUGAGAUCUCAUGGAGACCAUCAAACAACAGUGAGUACUCGACAAGAGCUGACUCGGCUGGAUCAUACAGCUCUCGUCACCGUAAGAAGAAGAGGACACUUGAUGAAGAGGAAGAAGCAGAAACAGGACCUAACCCUAAGAUGAAUGUUGAACUCACCAAGCUCAGGAGAGAGGUCGCUCAGUUAAGAGAACAAGUCAAGACAGGCUCGAGUGGUCUCGAUGUUCCAUCUGAGAGCCCCCUCUCUGAGGAAAUUGAGAGCUACAUGCUGGACAAGAAUCUCAAAAUCCCCAAUAUAGGUCAGUUUGACGGGACGACGGCCCCGUCUGACUUUAUUAAUCAAUUUGACGGAAGAAUGAGUUACUAUGGGCACUCACAGAUAUCUCGAUGCCGCUUCUUCUGCACUUGUCUUAGUGGCACAGCAUUAGAAUGGUUUGACAAUCUGCCUCCGCGCUCUAUAGACUCCUGGAGUACACUGAAGAAUAAGUUUCGAACAAGGUUCUCAAGUAACAAGAAAGGUGGCAAAAUUACAGCCUCUUUAAUGACAGUGCGCCAAAGGUCCUCAGAAUCUCUUAGAGACUUUUUGGCGCGCUUCAGAAAUGAGGUGGCUCUCAUACCUAAUCUCAUCGACGAGCUGGCUAUCAACUACUUGGCCGCAGGGGUAGACAAGUCUCGGCAUGGACUUAUUCUAGAGGAGUUCUUUGAGAAGAACCCCCGAACCCUACAGGCAGCUAUGGAGAUCUUUGAGCAUAGACUCACAAUUCAGGAGGCUGUUGGCAGUAUUCAGAUGCACUCACCUCAGGCCAGACGCUGGGAUAGAAAUUCUGGUUCGUCAAGCAAGUGGGAAGCAAGGAGACCAGACAAUCGCACUUCUCAAGGAAGCGAAGGAGCUGAGAACCAGCGAGCCAAUUUGGUCACACAGCAAAGCCAAGCAGCCUCUGCGCCUCAGCAGCCCAGAGGCUCUUGGCCCCCUCGGCCCCCAAGGGAGCAAAAGGAAUACACUAAGCUUAAUGUGGGACUCAACGAAAUCCUGGCUGUCAUAAAAGCUGAUCUUAAUUAUCGACCUCCAAGGCCGAUGAAUCCUGAUAGACCGGCUAGUGACAGGUACUGUGAUUACCAUGAGGAUACCGGGCAUACAACAGACAGGUGCUAUCAACUAAGGAAUCUCAUUGAAAGAAAGAUACAAAGCGGAGAAUUUUCACAUUGGGUUCUGAAAGAUGACCCGAACCAAGCCAAGCAACCAGAUGCUGACAGAAUCAUUGACGUCAUUUCUGGGGGUAUAGCUGCAGGGGGCGCUUCAAACAACUCUAAAAAAUCAUAUGCCAGGGAAGUAUUCAGGAUUGACUCUAAGCGACCAAAGCGUAACCCCUCCCCGGUAAUUUCGUUCUCUGAUGCAGAUUACUCAGAGAAUCUAUUAGAAACACACCAAGACGCUCUGGUCAUAACAACCAAGAUUGGGACCAACCUGGUCAAGAAGAUUCUCAUUGACAAUGGUAGUUCGGUGGACAUUCUUUAUCACGGAGCUUUCCUAAGGAUGGAUUUAGGGGAUAGGAAACUUGAAGAUGCUAGGGGAUCCCCUUUAUACGGGUUCACCGGAAAUGAAGUUCGAGUCGUAGGAACCAUUGAUUUACCGGUUUUGUUUGGAUCACCACCCUGCCAGCUUUGGAGGGUACUCAAGUUCCAUGUGAUAAAUGCAGAAUGUAGUUACAAUGCCAUUAUAGGGCGAACCACCCAGUCCGCCCUUAAGGCAAUAACAUCCAUCACGCACUUAAAAAUGAAAUUUCCAACUGAAUUCGGAAUCGGGGAAGUUAAGGGCGAUCAACGAAUGUCCAGACAGUGUUAUAUUUCCAAUGUGAAACCGAAAAGAAAGCCUCAUAGGUCCUCAGCCCCUUCGGUGAACCAGGUCUCCAUCGAGCCUCCUCAUUUGGAUCAAUCAACUAAGGAAACACUGGGAAGCAAUGAACUACAGGCAAACAAUGAAAUGCUAGAGUCACCGGCCUAUGAGCUCAUGGAUAUUGACCCACAGGUUGAUCAGGGAGUGGUAAAACCCCCUGCCUCUGAGCCAAGUGACAUUGACCCGCAGGUUGAUCAGGAGAUGGUAAAACCCCCUGCCUGUGUGCCAAAUGAGACGCUAGAGCAAAUAAGCAUUGACCCAAAUAAUUCAGAAAGAACAGUGGGCAUAGGGACAAACCUUUCCCCGCAAGUGCGUCAAAGCUUAAUUUCCCUGCUGCAAGAGUUCUCUGACAUAUUCGCUUGGUCACCCAGCGAUAUGCCGGGGAUUCCAGAAGAUAUAGCACUCCAUCGCCUAAACAUAAAGCCCGAAUUCAGGUGCGUCAAACAGAAGAAAAGAACCUUCUCACCUGAGAAGCAAGAGGCCAUAGAGGCCGAACUCAAACGCCUCUCAGAAGCAGGGUUCAUAAAAGAAGUUCAAUAUCCGACUUGGAUCGCCAACACAGUGCUGGUAAAGAAAAGCAACGGCAAAUGGCGAAUGUGUGUGGAUUACUCUGAUCUCAACAGGGCCUGUCCCAAGGAUUUUUACCCUUUGCCGAAUAUUGAUCAACUCAUAGACGCUACAGCAGGUCAUGAAUUAAUCUCCUUUAUGGAUGCGUUUUCGGGCUAUAACCAAAUUAAGCUGGCCAAGGAAGAUCAGGAUAGCACAGCUUUCAUCACCCAUAAGGGGGUAUUCGCCUACACGGUACUACCCUUUGGGCUUCUCAAUGCAGGCGCCACGUUUCAAAGAACCAUGGAUACCGUUUUCGCGGACCAGAUAGGAAGAAACAUGGAGAUAUAUGUCGAUGACAUGAUUGUAAAAUCAGUAAAGGCUCCAUCCCAUGCAAAGGAUCUGCGAGAAACAUUUGACUGCAUAAGGAAAAAUCAAAUCAGACUGAAUCCCGCCAAAUGUUCAUUUGGUCUAGGGGGCGGCAAAUUCCUGGGGUACCUACUCACUCAGAGGGGCAUAGAGGCAGACCCUUCCCAGAUCGCAGCAGUAAGGGACAUGCAACCCCCUAAGACAGUCAAAGACCUACAAAUCCUUACUGGUUGCAUCGCAGCUUUGAGGCGAUUCAUUCCCCAGUCGUCCAAGCGGAGUCUUCCCAUGUACGAGGCCAUCAAGCAAGCAUCCAAGGCAAGACACUUCGAAUGGACUCAGGAAUGUCAGAGCAGCCUAGACGACAUCAAAGAAUUCUUAGCCAAUCCGCCAAUAUUGGCAAGGGCCAUACCAGGCGAGCCUCUCAAGCUGUAUCUCUCAGCUUCUGAUUCAACAACAGCGGCGGUAUUGAUAAAAGAAGAAGGGACUGAGCAAAGACCAGUAUAUUAUGCCAGCCAUAUGCUUAAAGAUACCGAGACACGAUACAGCAAAAUUGAAAAAUUGGUCUUAGCCUUAGUAACGGCAAGCAGGAAACUGAGACAGUAUUUCCAAGGUAGAAGCAUCACUGUCAUGACUUCUCAGCCCCUCCGCCGAGUACUUCAUCGGCCAGACAUCUCUGGCAGGCUAGCAGCCUGGACCAUCGAGCUAAGUCAGUUCAACUUAGAAUUUGAACCACGAAACUCAAUGAAGUCUCAGGCGCUGUCAGACUUCGUGGCAGAAUGCAACUUCUCCGAAAGCCCACAACAAGGCCCCGCCCAAUCACUAACCGACAAGGCAUGGACAUUGUAUACCGAUGGAUCAUCAACAUCUGAAGUAGGUGGUGCCGGGGUACUUCUGGUCAGUCCUGAGGGAUUCAAAGUUCAACAAGCCAUACGCUUCGGAUUUCCAGCCACGAACAAUGAAGCAGAAUAUGAGGCUUUAAUCGCAGGGAUAAAGCUGGCAAGCCACUUAGACGCUAAAAUAGUGGACAUUUUUUCAGAUUCACAGUUGGUGGUAAAGCAAGUGUCUGGUGAAUUCAAGGCUACCAAUGAAAGGAUGAUAGCGUACUUGAAAGUCGCAAUCACCCUUCUAGGUACAUUUACCUCGUGGAGCAUCAAAAACAUAGCUAGGUCAGCCAAUCACUGGGCUGAUGCCUUGUCAAAACUAGCUACAUCCACGGCGGCAAAGAACUCGGAACCUAUUUACGUAAAGGAACUGACGUGCCCGUCUCUGGUUCAAGAAACGGUCAACUGCAUCACAAGUCAAGAUGAUUGGAGGACUCCAAUCAUUCAACAUAUCAAAGGGACUUUAAACUUAGAGGAUAAAGCUGAACAAAGGAAAAUUGCAUUCAAAGCGCGCAACUACUGUCUGAUUAGUGACCAACUUUACCGACGAGCACUAGUGGAACCACUUCUCAAGUGCAUCGGUCAGCAGGAGGUUCAAACAGCUAUGCAAGAAAUACACUCGGGAAUUUGUGGAAAUCACAUCUCUGGUAGAAACAUGGCCUUAAAAAUAAUGAGACACGGGGUGUAUUGGCCAACCAUGAAACAAGAUUGUGAGGAAUAUUCGAAAAAAUGUAAGGCAUGUCAACUCUACGGAACGGUAAGUCACAAACCCACAGCAACGUUCAGCGCAUCUCAGUCUCCAUGCCCCUUUGCCAUGUGGGGUAUUGAUCUAGUCGGCCCUUUGCCUAAGUGCACUGGCCAGAAACAGUUUUUGAUCGUGGCCAUCGAUUACUACACCAAGUGGCCAGAGGCUAAGCCCCUAGCAAGGAUCAGAGAAACAGAAGUAGUCCAGUUCUUCAUGGAAAACAUAGUGUUUCGCUUCGGGGUACCCAGAGUCAUAGUGACAGAUAACGGAUCGCAGUUCACAGGCAAGGAUUUUGAAGAGGCCUUAGGCCAGCUAAAGAUAACACACAUCAAGUCUUCAGUAGCAUAUCCGCAGGCUAAUGGUCAAGUUGAGAUUACCAACAAGGCGAUACUACAGGGAAUCAAGAAGAGGCUUCUAGACGCACCAUCUAACUGGGUUGACGAGUUACCAAAUGUCCUGUGGGGAUACCGCACUACCCCAAGAACCGCAACAGGCGAGACACCCUUUCGCCUAGCAUACGGGACAGAGGCAGUGUUACCACUAGAAAUCAGCAUGGGGUCUCUCAGGAUCGAAAAUUUCAAUCAGCAAGGGAAUGAAGAAGGGCUCAGACUCAACAUCGACCUCGUAGAAGAAGUGAGGGACAGGGCUCAGCUCAAGGUUGCUCAAUACCAACAAAAGGUGGCCCAGUACUACAAUGCCAAAAUCAAGCCUCGCCAAUUCCAGGAAAACGAUUUGGUUCUCAGGGAAGCAGCAGCCUCAAUGCCACUCAAGAUGAGCAAGCUCUCAGCUCCUUGGGAGGGCCCUUACAAGAUAAUCAAAGUGGUCAGGCCAGGAACUUACCGCCUUGCCCAACUAGACGGUUCUCCAAUACCAAACACCUGGAAUGCAAUUCACCUAAAGAAGUUCUACCAGUGA